Drechmeria coniospora is the source of this 294-nucleotide messenger RNA. RefSeq names its product mitochondrial ATPase inhibitor. The record is from RefSeq and is a predicted model, not a curated record. NCBI's taxonomy places the organism in Eukaryota, Fungi, Ascomycota, Sordariomycetes, Hypocreales, Ophiocordycipitaceae. Gene Ontology annotation, cellular component: mitochondrion. Bases 1 to 294 code for a protein of 97 amino acids. Gene Ontology annotation, biological process: negative regulation of ATP-dependent activity. Gene Ontology annotation, molecular function: ATPase inhibitor activity. The transcript is spliced from 3 exons.
AUGCUCCGCACUACCUUUUCCGCGAGGGCGGUCACCCGUCCCCUUCGUGCGGCCUUGUCCACCACCACUCGAGCCAUGGCUCAGGGCGACACUGGCGCCCCCCCCAAGACAGGUGGCCAAGGUGAUGCCUUCCAGAGACGUGAACGCGCCAACGAAGACUACGCCAUCCGUCAGCGCGAGAAGGAGAAGCUCCUGGAGCUCAAGAAGAAGCUCACCGAGCAGCAACAGCACCUCGAGCGUCUCGCCAAGCACAUUGACGAGAUAACCAAGGAGCAGGGUGGCGAACAGAACUAG